UAAAAAUAAAAUAAAUGCUUUGUGUGGCUUUAUAAAUAUUUUAAUAUGAACGAUUUCUUAUAAGUUGGUAAUAAAUGUAUUGUUUUUCAACCGGUGUUCAGUCUUUCUUCGUGAAAGUGAUAGCAGUGGAACAUGGCGUUGUGCAACUACACGUCAUGUCUGGCGCCCACGACGGGGACAAGCCCACAAUUGUUCGCCGCCACGCUCCAGUACUUCGCAGCAGCACAAUGUCUCCUCAACCACCAGAAUAUUCCAGAUACUCCCAUUCUAAACUACCAAAGUUUUGAUUUCAUAAUAAUCGGCGGCGGAACGGCAGGGAGUGUACUUGUGAAACGACUUAGUGAAGUUAAACAUUGGAAGAUAUUGCUCAUAGAGGCUGGAGGCGACCCGCCUGUUGAAUCUCAUAUACCAGGUUUAGACAACUCACUGACUGAUGAUGAUUUUAACUGGAAUUAUGUAUCAAUGAACAAUGGAGUUAUAGAUCAAGCAAUUAUUAACGGCUCCAUAAACUUGUCCAGAGGCAAAAUGUUUGGAGGAAGCAGCAGCCUCAAUGAUAUGCACUACUUUCGUGGCCACGACCAGGAUUACCAAAAAUGGUUCGACGCUGGAAAUACUGACUGGACCCACGAUGACAUCUAUCGAUGUUUCAAAAAGAUUGAAAAUCUUCAAAAUGAGAAAAUGCUAAAGGAUCCUGCUAUAAGGAAAUAUUAUGGUGAUAAAGGAGAAAUCGUUUUAAAUAGGUUUAAUAGUACUGACAGAGAUCUUAUGAAUAGUGUUCUUAAGUCUUGGCAUGAAAUGGGAUUUAGGUAUGUACCUGAUUUAAAUAUGGUUGGUCUUAUGGGAUCAGGUAUUGUAACAGCCACAGCAGCUGAUGGAGAAAGGCAAAGUACAUAUACAGCAUACUUGGAGCCAAUCAAGAACAAAUGGAAUGUCAAAAUACUAAAAAACGCUGUGGCAAGAAAAUUGUUAAUAACAAACGAUUCAAAAUUAUGUUUUGGUGUGGAGGUAGAAAAAGAUGGUAAAAUUCUAAAUUUCUAUGCCACUCAUGAAGUCAUUUUGAGUGCUGGAGCAGUAAACACACCACAUCUCCUGAUGUUGUCAGGCAUCGGACCUAAAGAACACCUACAUUCCAAGAAUGUAACUUGUCUAGUCGAGUCUCCAAUGGUUGGACAAAAUCUUCAAGAUCAUCUUGUAGUUCCAAUAACUGUUUAUGGUGAUGGACCUGAAAAACCAACUGAAAAGGAAACCCAUCGAGAUAUUAUAGACUAUCUCCUAGAUCGUAAGGGACGAUUAGCUGAGAGCGCAAAAUUCACAGACAUAACAGCAUUUUAUUCUACCAAGAACAAACCGUAUCAUCCCGAAUUUCAACUUUACCUCUCAAUAGUUCCAAAGAAUACAACUGACUUAGACGUAUUACUUAAAUCACAAUACAGAUACAAAGAUUCCAUUAUAGAUUCUAUGACAAAACUAAACAAGAACCACUCACUUUACUUCUUUGCUUUCAAUCUUCUACACCCAUAUUCAAGAGGCAACAUUUCUUUAAACACAAAUAAUCCUAUGGACACUCCUCUCAUAUUUACAAACUACUUCAGCGAUCCAAGAGACUUAAAACUGGCAGUUCAAGGGCUUAAAAUGGCGUCGAAAGUUGUAAAGACCUCAUUUUUCAAAAAUGGAGGAUUUUUGGGAAGAAUGAACUGGGAAGCUUGUGAUGAUUUUGAACUGGAUAGUGAAGCUUACUGGGAAUGUGUUUCUAUGAAUAUGGUAACUUCUAUGAGCCAUCUUGCUGGUACAUGUAGGAUGGGACCUGAUCCUAAGACAGCAGUUGUGACCAGUAGACUGAAGGUCCAUGGAGUAUCACAUUUACGAGUGGUGGAUGCCAGUGUGAUGCCAGAAAUAACUAGUGGUAAUAUCAAUGGACCCUGUAUCAUGAUAGCUGAGAGAGGAGCGGAGUUCAUUAUGGAAGAUUAUUAUAAUUUUAAAUAGUGACUAUGGUUUUGGGAUUUGAUAAUGUUAUAAACUAGGUUUAAGGGAUAUAAAUGUUCUAUUUUUUACUAUAGUUUGUUGUUUGUUCUAGGUACUGAACCUACGAAAUUCUAAAAGUGCUAUUAAAGCCAAUUUUCUUGUAAAUAAAUAAACUAUCUAAGAAUCUUA
Molecule: messenger RNA, 2151 nt
Organism: Spodoptera frugiperda (fall armyworm)
Lineage: Eukaryota; Metazoa; Arthropoda; Insecta; Lepidoptera; Noctuidae
Product: ecdysone oxidase
Exons: 4
Coding region: 133-1983 (616 amino acids)
Molecular function (GO): ecdysone oxidase activity; flavin adenine dinucleotide binding
Source: RefSeq, a predicted model, not a curated record